This is a messenger RNA of Meloidogyne enterolobii, 449 nucleotides long. Lineage: Eukaryota; Metazoa; Nematoda; Chromadorea; Rhabditida; Meloidogynidae. The record is from the annotation of a GenBank genome assembly.
AUGCAGGAUUUAGAUAUAUGCAAAUAUUCAGCAGUCGUGCACAAAAUAUGCGAGAAGGAUACUCUCUUGAAUUAUUUUAAAAAUAUUUCAACUUGUGAUGUUGUAUUAAAAGAUUGUGCUUCCGCUGAUAUAAACGACUGUUCAAAAGAAAUGUGUGAAUGUUUCACAACGUUCAUCACCUGCAUGACUGAAAAGAAAUGUACACCGCUGCCAACAAAAUCAGAUAGAAGAGUUCGCAAUUUUGGAUCUGUUCAUGGUUUCGGCGAUUUUGUUAGAGGACAUGUUGCAAAAGUUGAUGACGAUUUAAUAUAAUUAUUUAAUACAUUUCCAAUUUCGUAAGAAUGACGGGCGGUCUGUAAAUAAUGUGCUUUCAAAAAAGACGAAUUCGAGCCCUGAUCUAAAUAUUUCUGUCUAUUCCAUAAAAAUCUAUUUAAAUCUGAAAUAAAUUU